AUGGAGACAUGCAACAUCUCCAAGUCGAUCUUGUCCAUCACCACCCCAGGCGUCCAUCUAGUCCCAGGUGACGACAAGCUAGCCCGCAAGAUCACCCACCUCUGCAACAACGCCGGCGCCGAACUCAAACGCCGACGACCCGACCAAUUUGGCUUCUUCGCUUCGUUGCCCGUCCCUGACAUCAGUGGUGCUCUUGAAGAGAUCAAGCGGGCCUACGACGAACUCGACUGCGACGGCGUGACUUUCGAGACGAACAAGCACGGCGUCUACCUCGGCGACCAGCGCCUAGAUCCCAUCUUCGAGGAGCUCAACCGCCGCCACGCCACCGUCUUCAUCCACCCUACCACGCCAUGCAUGCCCGACGGCCACACCGCCGCUGUCCCCGUCACGCUCUUCCCCCGCUCAACCUACGAGUUCUUCUUCGACACCUGCCGCGCCGUCAUCAACCUCUUCGCCUCCGGCACCGUCUCCCGCAACCCCUACAUCACCUUCAUCAUCCCCCACAUGGCCGGCGCCUUCCCGCCCCUCGUCGACCGCUUCUCCCGCGUCGCCCCCCUUCUCGGCCUCCCGGGCGUCGACCCCCAACUCUCCCCCGACUUUGUCCGCGAAAGGCUCAACCGCCAGUUCUACUUCGACACCGCGGGCUGGCCGUUCCCGGCACAGGUGCACGGGCUGCUGCAGUACGUCACGCCCGAACGCAUCCUCUACGGCUCCGACUUUCCGUUCACGCCGCUGCACGCCGUCGUCGCUUGCUGCGAGGAGCAUGAUGAGCAUCUGCCCCAGGUGUUCAAGGAAGAGGUCGAGAAAGUUUGCACAGGCAAUGCUAAAAGGCUGCUGAAGAUGGAAUAA
Molecule: messenger RNA, 849 nt
Organism: Cyphellophora europaea CBS 101466
Lineage: Eukaryota; Fungi; Ascomycota; Eurotiomycetes; Chaetothyriales; Cyphellophoraceae
Exons: 1
Coding region: 1-849 (282 amino acids)
Biological process (GO): secondary metabolic process
Cellular component (GO): cytoplasm; cytosol
Molecular function (GO): hydrolase activity; carboxy-lyase activity
Source: RefSeq, a predicted model, not a curated record